CUUUGCACCAUUGGGAAAGACGUGUCCUGCUGCGGUGGAGGGGGCGUGUCUAUCCCCAGCAGGGUAUAAAUAAGGGCACACUUUGUUUUUCUGCUAGUGGGACAUCUAUUCAGCACUGCUGGUGAUUUGGGGAUUGUACUGGUUCCCUGCUAAUAAGAACAGCCAUCACCAUGUCAGUGUCACACAGUUCAAGACUCAACAAGGGGGUUAGGGAACAGUACAUGAAACUACCCCAAGGGGAUCAGGUUCAAGUCACGUACAUAUGGAUUGAUGGGACGGGGGAAGGUGUCCGCUGCAAAACGAAGACCUUGGACUAUGAGCCUAAAUCUGUAGAAGAAAUACCUGAAUGGAACUUUGACGGAUCUAGCACUUACCAAGCAGAAGGAUCCAACAGCGACAUGUACCUUGUUCCGGUUCAGAUGUUCAGAGACCCCUUCUGUCUUGAUCCCAACAAGCUGGUUAUGUGUGAAGUUCUGAAGUAUAACCGCAAGCCUGCAGAAACCAACCUUAGAUACACCUGUAAAAAAGUAAUGGAUAUGGUAUCGGAUGAACAUCCGUGGUUCGGAAUGGAGCAGGAAUAUACCCUACUUGGCAUUAAUGGGCAUCCUUAUGGCUGGCCAGAGAAUGGCUUUCCCGGACCACAAGGUCCUUAUUACUGCGGUGUUGGUGCUGAUAAAGUGUAUGGGCGGGACAUUGUUGAAUGUCACUACAAAGCUUGCCUGUAUGCAGGCGUCAAAAUCUGCGGCACUAACGCUGAAGUCAUGCCGUCUCAGUGGGAGUUCCAGGUAGGGCCAUGUGAAGGUAUAGAUAUGGGAGACCACCUCUGGGUAGCCCGAUUUAUCCUUCAUCGGGUCUGUGAAGACUUUGGUGUUGUGGCCACUCUAGACCCCAAACCCAUGACCGGAAACUGGAAUGGAGCCGGAUGUCAUACAAACUACAGCACAGCCUCCAUGAGGAAUGAAGGUGGAUUGAAACACAUUGAAGAAGCAAUAGAAAAGCUUGCCAAGAGGCACAACUACCACAUAUGCGUGUAUGAUCCUCGAGGUGGGAAGGACAACUCCCGCCGUCUAACCGGCCAGCACGAAACAUCCAGCAUUCAUGAGUUCUCAGCUGGUGUUGCCAAUAGAGGUGCCAGCAUCAGAAUACCACGCCAAGUUGGCCAGGAAGGGUUUGGUUACUUUGAAGACCGUAGACCAGCUGCCAACUGCGACCCAUACGCUGUUACAGAUGCUAUUGUGAGGACCACUGUUCUGAAUGAAACGGGGAACGAGACAAAGGACUACACAAAAUAAAUGGGGACUGGGUCCUCCUGAUACCUUCCACCACGGUCUAUUCCGGCCAAAACUAAGUCUUUAGUAAAUUUGUAACUACAGUACUUGAAUUCUUAAGGGGCAUUUACGCCUUGUUGCCAGUCGAGCUGAAAAAGACGGCUCCUCUGCCAACUGGCAGAAUUUUGUUUGUAUAGUUUAUCCACUUUAUUAAAUGGUACAGAAACCUGCAGGGCAGUGUAAAGGGUUAAAUGUCAUGCUAUCCCCAUGUACCUGGGUUUUAGGAAGGUUCUGCCUAGAACCACAUACUCCACAGGGGGGUAUUUUAAUGGGGAAAUGUGCAUUUUACUACUUGUGACUGUAUUUUGUUUUUAUUGUGACUUUAAUAAAACAUUCUCCAAUAA
Bombina bombina (fire-bellied toad) is the source of this 1672-nucleotide messenger RNA. Its product is annotated as glutamine synthetase. Lineage: Eukaryota; Metazoa; Chordata; Amphibia; Anura; Bombinatoridae. The transcript is spliced from 7 exons. Gene Ontology annotation, cellular component: cytoplasm. Bases 171 to 1292 code for a protein of 373 amino acids. Gene Ontology annotation, molecular function: glutamine synthetase activity. The record is from RefSeq and is a predicted model, not a curated record.